CUCCUCACCCGGCGCGCGGCGGAAGUGACGCGUGCGGGCGCCACCGCCAUGGAGCCUGCGCCCGGACCGCAGGAGAAAUAUCAGCUCAUCACCCGCAACCUGCAGGAGGUGCUGGGGGAGGAUAAGCUCAUGGCCAUAUUGAAGGAGCGAGAGUUGAAGAUCUACUGGGGGACGGCCACCACGGGCAAACCACACGUGGCUUACUUCGUGCCCAUGUCCAAGAUUGCAGAUUUCCUCAAGGCCGGGUGUGAGGUGACAAUACUCUUUGCUGAUCUGCAUGCUUACCUGGACAACAUGAAGGCUCCCUGGGAGCUGCUGGAGCUGCGCACCCGCUAUUACGAGAAUGUGAUCAAAGCCAUGCUGGAGAGCAUUGGGGUGCCCUUGGAGAAGCUGAAGUUUGUCCAGGGCACUGACUACCAGCUCAGCAAGGAGUACACCCUGGACGUGUACCGCCUCUCCUCCGUCGUGACGCAGCACGAUGCCAAGAAGGCAGGAGCAGAGGUGGUGAAGCAGGUGGAGCACCCCUUGCUGAGUGGUUUGCUCUACCCCGGUCUGCAGGCCCUAGAUGAGGAAUACCUCAAGGUGGACGCACAGUUUGGAGGGAUUGAUCAGAGGAAGAUAUUCACCUUUGCAGAAAAGUACCUUCCUUCCCUGGGCUAUGCCAAACGUGUCCAUUUGAUGAACCCAAUGGUUCCUGGUCUGACUGGCAGCAAAAUGAGCUCCUCGGAAGAGGACUCAAAGAUUGACCUCCUGGAUCGCAAGGAGGAUGUGAAGAAGAAGCUGAAGAAGGCUUUCUGUGAGCCAGGGAAUGUGGAGAACAACGGUGUCCUCUCCUUCAUCAAGCAUGUCCUCUUUCCCCUCAAGUCAGAGUUUGUGGUUCUGCGAGAAGAAAAAUGGGGGGGAAGCAAAACCUACACAGCCUAUGAGGCCCUGGAGAAGGACUUUGCUGAGCAGGUUGUGCAUCCUGGAGACUUGAAGAACUCAGUGGAAGUGGCCCUGAACAAACUGCUUGACCCCAUCAGAGAGAAAUUCAACAGUCCAGAACUGAAGCAGCUGAGCAAUGCUGCAUACCCCAACCCAGCCAAAUCCAAACCUGCAGAGAAGGGCACCAAGAACUCAGAGCCGGAGAAUGUGGUCCCAUCCCGGCUGGACAUCCGUGUUGGCAAAGUGAUCAGUGUGGAAAAGCACCCUGACGCUGACACCUUGUAUGUGGAGAAGAUUGACGUGGGUGAGUCUGAGCCCCGCACUGUGGUCAGUGGCCUGGUGCAGUUCAUCCCCAAGGAGCAGCUGCAGGACAGGCUGGUGGUGCUGCUGUGCAACCUCAAGCCCCAGAAGAUGAGGGGUGUGGAGUCAAAGGGCAUGGUGCUGUGUGCCUCCAGCCUGGGGGAGCCACGGCAGGUGGAGCCCCUGGACCCACCGGCUGGGUGCUGUGCUGGAGAGCGCGUCUACGUGGAGGGAUACGAGGGUGGGGAGCCUGAUGAUGAGCUCAAGCCAAAGAAAAAAGUCUUUGAGAAGCUGCAGGCCGACUUCCGAGUCUCUGAGGACUGUGUGGCUCAGUGGAAGCAGAAAAAUUUCCUGACCAAGCUGGGGACAGUCUCCUGUAGAAGCCUGAAGGGAGGAACCAUCAGCUAACCAGCUCAUGCCUCCUGCCUGGCUCCCUCCACUGCCUCAGCCAGGCUCUCCUCCCCGGCUGCCAUCUCCUACCAAGUACCCCAAGCCAGGGGUGCAGUCCUGGGGACUCUGAGACUAAAUUUGCAGCCUCCCACUGGAAGAACUGCCAAUACCCCCCAGGCUUGUUCAGCCAGCCCCUGCGCCUCGGGUGUGGGCCACCUCUGGCUCCUGGAGGUGCCACCACACCUACGGGACUGAUGAGACUUGUGGCUGUGGCCUCAGGCUUUGUGCUGGGGCCAUCAGCUCCCUCCUGGUUUUGCCAGGGACUGUACACCCUGACCCCAGUUGGGAUGGCAUGCCUGGGUGUGGCAGAAAGAGAAAGCUGCUUGCUCAAACCUGCAUUGCUGCUAAUGGGGCUGGGGGCAGCGGUCUGGCAGCUGGGAAGAUCCCUGUCCCCUGCCCUGCCUGGGCACACCCUGCUUCAGGUUGGGGGUGCUGCUUGGGGAGCCCAGGCACCACAGGCUGGUCCAUCCUGAGCCUCUGGGGGGUUCUGAGGGACUUGGGAACCAUCUCUGUCAUAAACCCCAAUAAAACAUCAAGUUGACUGC
Calypte anna (Anna's hummingbird) is the source of this 2219-nucleotide messenger RNA. RefSeq names its product tyrosyl-tRNA synthetase 1 (gene YARS1). Gene Ontology annotation, biological process: tyrosyl-tRNA aminoacylation. The record is from RefSeq and is a predicted model, not a curated record. Lineage: Eukaryota; Metazoa; Chordata; Aves; Apodiformes; Trochilidae. The transcript is spliced from 14 exons. The coding region runs from base 49 to 1632 and encodes 527 amino acids. Gene Ontology annotation, molecular function: tRNA binding; ATP binding; tyrosine-tRNA ligase activity.